AUGGCCCCGAUAGACUUGAUCGCACAGGCAUAUAUCAACGCCUAUAGGCGCAUCGCUGAUCUGAAAGCACAGGGGGUUCCUAUAACGGGGAAGGUCAGGAGACUAAUCAACUCCGAGGCGAAGAGGGAGGUCAGGGGAGAAUGGGAGGCGAGACUUGCGUACCCUAGCUGCCCGGGCCAACGCACGGUUAGCGCUAUUCUCCCGCGCAUGGAGGCCUGGCUCGAGAGGACCUGGGCGAGGGCCUCGUAUAGAACGACGCAGGUGCUCACCGGGUAUGGGUGCUUCGGUGAGUACCUGUGUCGUAUAGGUCGUGAGCCGAAUCCGGCUUGUCAUCACUGUGAAGAGGAUCUCGAUACGGCGCAGCACACGCUGGACUCUUGUCCGGCGUGGGACGACCAGCGCCGGGUUCUGAGGGACCGAAUUGGCGCGGACCUGUCGCUCCCUGCUGUGGUGGGCGCAAUUGUGGAGCGGGAAGACACGUGGGAGGCGUUCGCCACAUUUUGUGAGAGGGUCAUGCGCGCUAAGGAGGACGACGAGCGCGUGAGAAGAGGAGAAGUGGAGCCUCCAGGCACACAAAAUAGGAGAGGCGGAGGAGCACGGCGCGGGCGCGGACGGCGCGGCAUAGCUGCCCAUCGGCGGCCGUGGUAG
This is a messenger RNA of Vollenhovia emeryi, 648 nucleotides long. RefSeq lists its product as uncharacterized. Lineage: Eukaryota; Metazoa; Arthropoda; Insecta; Hymenoptera; Formicidae. The record is from RefSeq and is a predicted model, not a curated record. Bases 1 to 648 code for a protein of 215 amino acids. The transcript has a single exon.